CCGAUCAUCCAACCAGAAAGCGCUUUUCCCAACCGCUGCUUUUCACUCCCAUCCCAACUGUCACCCCGCACCCCCACAUUGCCAGAAGCACUUUUCACUUCCCACAAAUGGACCGGCCGGACUCCUCCUCUUCCGACGACGACGACGAUCGCCAGAACCUAAUCGACCAGAACGAGCGCAAGCAGCUCCCCAGCCCUCGAUCCGCCACCACUUUCCAAAUCGACGACGGCGACGUCGACCACCACCGCCACCACCGCGAAAUACGACGGCGUUUCGCCUCCCUCAAGCUCAGCGACUUGUUCAACAAGCGCUUCCUCAUCUUCUUCAUCUUCAUCCCUCUCUUCGUCCUCAUCCUCUUCUUCACCACCGACAUCAAGAGCCUCUUCUUCUCCCGCCUCUCCGUCCCUCUCUCCGAUUCCCUCUCCGAUAAGCUCCGCGAGUCCGAACUGCGAGCUCUCUUCUUGCUCCGCCAGCAGCAGCUCGGUCUCUUCGGCCUCUGGAACCAAACGCAUCCCAAUUCCACUUCAAAUCACUCCAAUUCCGAACUCCAGGAUUUCAAAUCCUCGAUUUUGAGGCAGAUUUCGUUGAAUAAGGAGAUUCAGCAGGUGUUGUUAGCUCCGCACAGCUCCGGGAACUCAUCAUCGGAAUCCGAAGAUUUCCGGGAUCCGAGCCUCCUCGGCGAUCGGUGUGGAGUAGUGGACCAGCGGUUUUCGGAGAGAAGAACAAUUGAGUGGAAGCCUAAUUCCGAUAAGUACUUGUUGGCGAUUUGCGUUUCGGGCCAAAUGUCCAACCAUUUGAUCUGCUUAGAGAAACACAUGUUCUUUGCAGCAUUGCUGAACCGGGUUUUGGUGAUUCCUAGCCCUAAAGUGGAUUUCCAGUACAGCACUGUGUUGGACAUUGAGCACAUUAACAAAUGCAUUGGGAGAAAAGUUGUGGUGACUUUCGAGGAAUUGGCUGAGGAGAAGAAGAAUCACAUCCACAUUGAUAGGUUUAUUUGCUAUUUUUCGAAGCCGACGCUUUGCUAUGUGGAUGAUGAGCAUCUCAAGAAGCUGAAGGCAUUGGGGGUUUCGUUCAAGAGUCGUGAGCCUGCUUGGGGGGAAGAUGUGAAGAAGCCGAGCAAGAAGACUGUGCAGGAUGUUCAGUCCAAGUUUUCGAGUGGUGAUGAUGUUAUUGCCAUUGGGGAUGUUUUCUUUGCUGAUUUGGAGAAAGAUUGGGUGGUGCAGCCGGGUGGUCCUCUGGCUCACAAAUGCAAGACUCUUGUUGAGCCGAGUCGGCUUAUAAUGCUUACUGCCCAGCGUUUCAUUCAGACGUUCCUGGGGAAAAAUUUCAUUGCACUACAUUUCCGGCGGCAUGGCUUCUUGAAGUUCUGCAAUAAUAAGCAGCCAAGUUGCUUUUACCCCAUUCCGCAAGCCGCGGAUUGCAUCACCCGGGUUGCUGAAAGGGCCAAUGCACCAGUUAUAUAUCUUUCAACAGAUGCAGCUGAAAGCGAAACUGGUUUGCUGCAGUCACUAGUUGUUGCGAAUGGGAAGGCUGUACCACUUGUUAAACGGCCUGCACGAAAUUCAGCUGAAAAGUGGGAUGCUUUGUUAUACAGGCAUCGAAUUGAGGGGGACUCUCAGGUAGAAGCUAUGCUGGAUAAGACAAUAAGUGCCAUGUCAAGUGUUUUCAUCGGAGCAUCUGGAUCCACUUUCACAGAGGACAUCUUGCGGCUCCGGAAGGAUUGGGGUUCAGCUUCUGUGUGUGAUGAGUACCUCUGCCAAGGUGAAGAGCCUAACUUCAUUGCAGAGAAUGAAUGAAAACACUAUACUGAUGAUUGCUGGGUGAUUGUUAUUUUUUGUGGUUUAACCUACCUCUUGUGUAUGCACCGCUCAAAAGUGGUUGGUUUACCCUAAAAUUCAUUGACAUGUAUAUUAGUGUAUGAUAGGCUAUAGCAGUGCCUGCAUUUUGAAAAUGAGUUUGUUCCUGCCUACCUCAUAUUCCUUCGCCAUUUUAGCUUCCAUUUUGCUCCAUUUAAAAGUAGGGAGCACAUAUACAUUCUGCCUUCUAAUUCUGGAUUCUGAAGUAUGCAAAUCAAAGGUAUAACAGGGGCAAUGACAAUUUGGCCUAUUGGAGAUUUGAUUCA
Rosa chinensis is the source of this 2122-nucleotide messenger RNA. RefSeq names its product O-fucosyltransferase 36. Gene Ontology annotation, biological process: protein O-linked glycosylation via fucose. The transcript is spliced from 3 exons. The record is from RefSeq and is a predicted model, not a curated record. Bases 108 to 1796 code for a protein of 562 amino acids. Gene Ontology annotation, molecular function: peptide-O-fucosyltransferase activity. NCBI's taxonomy places the organism in Eukaryota, Viridiplantae, Streptophyta, Magnoliopsida, Rosales, Rosaceae.